This is a messenger RNA of Sinocyclocheilus rhinocerous, 1183 nucleotides long. RefSeq names its product bromodomain and WD repeat-containing protein 3-like. Bases 101 to 1183 code for a protein of 360 amino acids. The record is from RefSeq and is a predicted model, not a curated record. NCBI's taxonomy places the organism in Eukaryota, Metazoa, Chordata, Actinopteri, Cypriniformes, Cyprinidae. The transcript has 4 exons.
CUGCCUUUAUGCAGCUAUGGUAAAAUAGUCAGAGUAGGUUUAGGUCUUACAGUUGAUCCACAGUAUGACUCCGAUAUUGUGUGUUGUUUAGAUCUACAGUAUGACUCUGAGUCUCUCGGCGUUCUUUGAGAAUCAGAUCAUUCCCAUAAUCUCAGACUACAAAUCUGCAGUUCAGAAUCAACGUAGGAGUCAACAGAGACUCAGUUGCAGCAAGAGAUUACAGAGCUCUUAUCCCAACAGCCCCAAAGGGAAACCAAAAUCAGGAAAGAAAACUUCCCAGGUGUCUGCAAAAGGCCGCUCACGGAAAUCCUCUCAAGAUUUGAAUGUUGCACAAGUCGAUGAAGACAGUCAGCCAUCCUCUUCAUCCUCAUCCUCUUCCUCCUCAUCUUCCUUGUCCUCUUCAUCAGAGCAGGCAGGAGCCAACAGAGUUACACGCAGCCGUGUUACACCAAACAAAUCCUCAGGUGGCCAUGGCUUACUGCCAAACGGAGGUCGAAGUUCACAUCGGAGAGGGGCCGCGUUACCUGAAGAGGGAGAGGUCUCUGAAUGCGAGAGCACCAGCUCAUCAUCAUCCUCAACAUCCGCAUCGUCGUCCUCUUCCGGGACCUCAUCGUCUUCGUCCGAGAGUGAUGACAGCGGGGCUGAGGUGGGCGGCUUUGCCGACGGCGGCGAUCACGACUACAGCAAAGCCCCGCAACACAAAGAGAAAGGCAAAGCGGCAGCGGCCUCCGUCGAUAACACAAAGCGAAAGCGCAAAGGAGAAGCACAAACAACUCCUGUGAAACGAGCACGGCGAGCAAAUGAAAGAGAUGAAGAAGAGGAGGAACCCGAGGAGGAAGAGGAGGAACCCGAGGAGGAAGAGGAGGAACCCGAGGGGGAAGAGGAGGAACCCGAGGGGGAAGAGGAGGAACCUGAGGAGGAAGAGGAGUCAUUGGAGGAGGAGGAAGACGAUGUCAUUUCGUCAUCAACAAAAACUGGAAGUCAGAGGUCAAAUCAAAGUACUCCAAAGUCAGGGCGGGUUAACACUCGUAACCAGGGUCGAAGGACUGUUCUGUACAACGAUGACUCUGAGGAUGAGGGGCCGACGACAGACCCGCUGAAUCUAGGAAUGUCGCGUUCUGGAAGGGUCCGUCGCAUGACUGAACGUGCAAGGGUCAGCCAUCUUAUGGGCUGGACACAUUGA